GACCCGCUCGUCUCAAUCGAUGCCUUGUUGCUAUUUACGACUUAUUUAUUGUUCCGGCUGCACCAGACUUUCUUUAAUUGCAAUUAAUUGUCAAUUGGGUGGGACGCCGACUCCGCGGGAUAAAGGUCGUCGCCUCAUCAUUCGUGUGACGACAAGGCCACCACCACCUCCCCCACAACAGGGGCGCCGAGUUGGUCCAAAAUUGUCGUGGUCCCGGAGAAGUUGACGGUUCAGUUUCUUGAGAGUUAAUAAUAAGUUUGGGUGCAGUGGUAGACGACCUUUAUUUAUUUAGAAUGGCUGACUCCGCCUCUGAGAGUGAUUCAAGCUCGAUUGACGGUCCCCUCAUGAUGCCGCCCAGUCCCGUCAGUCGAGAACAGCUCUACAAACGCAUCGAGUCCCUUCAACAGCAAAAUCGCGUUCUCAAAGUGGAACUCGACACGUUCAAGUUGCGCGUGAAAUCGUUGCAGGAGGAAAAUCGACACUUGCGACAAGCCUCCGUCAAUAUUCAAGCGAAAGCGGAGCAGGAGGAGGAGUUUAUUUCAAAUACGCUCCUCAAAAAGAUUCAGGCACUCAAGAAGGAAAAGGAAACCCUGGCCCAUCAUUACGAGCAGGAAGAGGAAUGUCUCACUAACGAUUUGUCCCAAAAAUUGAAUCAGCUUCGCCAAGAGAAAUGCAAACUGGAGCAGACGCUGGAGCAAGAACAGGAAUGUUUAGUGAACAAGUUGAUGCGCAAAAUAGAGAAGCUCGAAGCAGAGACGAACGCCAAACAGAAUAAUUUAGAACAACUGCGAAGAGAAAAGGUUGAGUUGGAGAAUACGCUGGAACAAGAACAAGAAGCUCUAGUGAACCGGUUGUGGAAGCGAAUGGAUAAAUUAGAGGCUGAAAAAAGGAAUCUUCAAGCUAAAAUAGAACUGGGUCAAGGGACCAGCGGCGGUGACCAAUCGUCGUCCUCCGCCUCAUCGACGACAUCCUCCCUUCCACCAUUGAGUGGUGGCGGUGGUGGAGCGGCCGGUGGUGGUGGCGAGCAAUUUCUGAGACUCAGACUUCAAAAUAUUCAAAAUAGUCAGAACAGUGGUGGUAGUGGAAGUGGGGACAGCGGUUGCUCCCCUCACAGCAACAACAACAGUCCAAGGGGGUUACCCAUGCUCGGACCGGGAAGGAAUAAUCCUGCCGCGUACGGACCGGAAGACGUGAUCACACUGAGCAGCAAUGUCCAACUCUUACGGAAUGAGGUGGACAGGUUAAAAGGACAGUUGAACAUUGCACAACAACAGCAUUCUGAAAAGAUGAACCAAUUUGCCAUGGAGGAGAGGCAAAUUCGUGAAGAAAAUCUCCGCCUGCAACGCCGCCUGCAGUUGGAAAUGGAUCGUCGCGAAUCUCUCUGUCGCCACCUGUCUGAAUCCGAGUCGAGUUUGGAGAUGGAGGACGAGCGUCACUUUCACGAAUCUAUGGCCGCCCAUGCCGGCUCCCUCUCGAAUAGUAUCCUCUCCACAAUGCCCCCCCUUCUCACGGCUAACAACCAGCAACAACAGCAGCAUCAAGUUCGUGGAGGGAGGAGUCCGGGACCCUUUGUGCCUUCGCCAGGGUCACGUCCAAUCAGUCCUGGAUCCUCCUGCUCUCGUGACAUCAUGAUGAGUCCGCCCAGUCCGGUGAAUCGGUGUCACUUAUGCAAUGGACAUGGUUGGGUGGGUCCAUCAUCCUUGAUGGGCGGAGGCGGCGCAGGAAACGCUCCUCUCGUCGUCACUACAACGUCGGCACAACAGUUAUCUCACAUUUUGGUGUCAUCCUCAUCACCCCCGAUUCGUCAUUCCAGCCGGGAACGGUUUGCUCGACCUGCGCCACCAUUGACAAGUGAUCAGCAACAGCAGCAACGCAAUCAGGAGCCACGAACUCCAGGAGAUAGCACGAUGACAUCUCCGGCCCCGUCGCCCGCCCCAUUGGAAAUUGUGAUGAGUCCGGCUGCUGUGCCGUCGCCCUCUCCCAUGGACACGUCAACCACAAAGACUUGAAGAUCGCAGUGUCGUCACGUCCGGCGGAAGAUGACGUGACGAUGAUAAAGAACAUAGCAUAACUAUUAAUAUUAUUUUAAUUCAUGAAAAAAUUCAAGUCAAGUUUAACCUAAACUUUGCAAUUAUCUCUUUUUUAAACGAGUAUUGUAUUGUUGUAUUGCUGGGUGGGACGAAGUUGGAAAUCGAUUGUCGCUCAUUUUUUGUAUUGUAUUGUAGCAACAACAAUGAUAUGUGUUGAUUGAUGAACUGAAUGUUAUUAUAGUCGUAUUAAUAUUAAUAUUAUUAAGUUAUUUGGAUAUUGAUUAAUUAAAUAGAUUGUAAUGGAGUCCUGACCACAAGUAUUAAGUAUUAAUUGGUCAAUUAAUCAUAAAAUUUUACAUCACCUGCUGCUUGCUAUUAUCUAAAAAAAAUCUUCUGAAUUAAUGUAAGUAUUCGUUUGUGAGCGGAGUGGUGAUGAAAUUGAUAAAAAUAAUUGAAAUAUUUGCAUACUUGUUCUCACCAGUAAGGAAUGAAAUGCUAAAAUUAAAUAAAAAUUACAGUUUUCGUUCAAGUAA
Molecule: messenger RNA, 2563 nt
Organism: Folsomia candida
Lineage: Eukaryota; Metazoa; Arthropoda; Collembola; Entomobryomorpha; Isotomidae
Product: ELKS/Rab6-interacting/CAST family member 1
Exons: 9
Coding region: 294-2009 (571 amino acids)
Source: RefSeq, a predicted model, not a curated record